AUGAGCGGAGGAGAGAUCAUCUUCCAGGGUUGGCUGCGAAAGUCACCACCUGAGAAGAAACUCAGGAGAUAUGCCUGGAAGAAGCGUUGGUUUAUUCUCCGCAGCGGGCGAAUGAGCGGAGACCCGGACGUGUUAGAGUACUACAAGAAUGACCACUCCAAGAAGCCCAUCCGGGUGAUCGACCUGCACUGCUGCGAACAGGUGGACGCAGGCCUCACGUUCAAGAGGAAGGAGUUUCAGGACAGUUUUGUGUUCGACAUCAAAACCUCAGACCGCACUUUCUACCUGGUGGCUGAGACAGAGGAGGAGAUGAACAAGUGGGUCCGCUCCAUCUGUCAGCUGUGUGGAUUCAACCAGUCUGAUGAUAACCACGACUCCAGGCCUCAUCACAUCCCCCGCUCAGUGGGAGCAGAGGCCUCGGGACCCUUGGCUCCUGUUUCUGGAGACCGUAAAUCUGUGCCCAUCCACUCCAGCCAGCCGCUGCUGUUCACCUUCGACGUGCCUGCGCGCCCCCUGUCCAACAGCGCCCCCCAGGACUACCUCCUCCUGCACCAGUGCAUCAGCAGGAAGACCGAGAGUGCACGAAGUGCCAGUUUCUCCCAGGGUCUGCGCCACAACAGUAACGUGUUCAUGGGCAGCGACUCGGCGGUGCAGAAGCUGUCCCACGGCUUCUCCCACUGUCUGAACGGCAUGGGGGGACAACUACACGGAUUCUACAGCCUCCCCAAACCGGGCAAACACCACCCGCUCCCCACGCACGACGUCUCCCCCCAAGAGGCCUGCUACGUCCUGCCUCGCGGCUACAGCUCCGAGGCCCCUCUCCACAGUAACUUUUCCGAUCUGGAGAACGAAGAGGUGUACACUUUCCAAACCCCGUGUAACACACUGGCUACACUGCACUCUAACGAACGCACUAACGACAACUAUGACCUCCCUACCACGCCCGGAUCCUUCUACCAGAUCCCUCGGACGUUUGACAAGAAUCACAACGCCUUAACGCCGUCCAGCUCCGAGUCGUCGUGCGCCCCGCCUCCCAGGCCCCCUAAGCCGAGCCAGGGGUCCGACGGAGGGCACUGGGGGAGUCCGCAGUCUGUUGGAAGCCAUAACGGAGAUGUGCCGUGUGCCGUGUCGGUCAUUCCUCGCAGGAACACUCUGCCGGCGGUGGAGAACAUCCGGCUUCAUAGAGGUUCCUCCUUUGAAGCUAACAGCCAUUAUCGUCACACACAUUUCAAUAACUCAGGACAGUCUGCAGAGUCUGUCCUACCAACUAGUUCCUACCUGAGAAACAAAGCUCCCCUGACCCGCUCAGACAGCGGUAACUCUGAUGACAACUAUGUGCCCAUGAAUCCUGGCUCGUCUCCUCUCAGCGCCGCCCAGGCCGAUAGUCCCAAGAAUAUUUACAUUCCUAUGAGCCCUAGGCCCCAUCACUUUGAUUUCCCAGGAUUCUCGGCUACAUUACCAGCUCGCAAAAGCAGCAGUGCCUCCAUGUGUCAGAGGCCAGGUCGACUCAGUGAUGUCACUCCACCACCCAUCAACCGCAACCUCAAACCCAACAGAAAAUCAAAGCCGACACCUCUAGAUUUGAAGAACAAUGGGAUCAUUGAUGAGCUGCCAUUUAAGAGUCCAGUCACCAUGUCGUGGACUCGGCCCAUGUCCACUAUAAACUCAAUGUCCUCGCAGCACUGUCGGCCUAUCUCCACUCAGAGUAUCACCAGCACGGACUCGGCAGACAGCGAGGAGAAUUAUGUAGCUAUGCAGAACCCAGCGUCUACCUCCCCCGCCGUGAGUGGUACCAGCAGUCCGGCCCCCAGACAGUGUGGAAAUGUGGACUACCUAGCACUGGACUUUCAGCCUGGAACACCGAGCCCUAACAGAAAACCCUCUACGUCUUCAGUGACCUCCGAUGAGAAAGUGGACUAUGUGCAGGUGGACAAAGAGAAGACCCAGGCCCUGCAGAGCACCAUGCAAGAAUGGACCGAUGUGCGCCAGUCUACUGAACCCACCAAAGGAGUCAAGUCCUGA
Messenger RNA from Knipowitschia caucasica, 2022 nucleotides. The record is from the annotation of a GenBank genome assembly. Lineage: Eukaryota; Metazoa; Chordata; Actinopteri; Gobiiformes; Gobiidae.